GCUGUUCUGACUGCCUAUCAAAGUACGCUGUCGUGCGAGUUGAGUAGACGUUCACUGUAUGCAGCUGAAGCUCACUGGUCUCAUAUUCACCAGACCUUAACAGCAGCAGGAAAAUCCUCGCGUAGUGUGUCUAAUCGCCAACAUGGACAUUGUUUCUCUUUGCGGUCUUUGGAACUUUUCGAUGCUCGCCGGCAUAUUCCAGCUGGAAGCGAACACAAUGUAACUCGCAAAGAGUUCCGCGCAAACUCCGUGCUAGCUUGUAAAGAGACCGCGAAUCCUGAAGGUCUCAUCGUGCAUCAGAGAUGGAAAUGGCCGCUGCUCUUGGUAACCAUCGUAAGUUAUUCCGGUUGAUACGGGAAUCAGGCAGCAGGAUACCUGGUGUUAGUGAAACAAUUUGUGACGAGAGUGGACAGCAUAUCCACAACUUGUCAAAACGCUUGGAGCGUUGGGCUGAGCACUUUGAAAGGCAAUUUAACCGGUCGGAAUUAUUAGAUUUCUUGCCGGCCACUGAUCGCCCCACUCCGUGGGUUGUUCCUUUGAAUCCACCCUUUUGCUCGGAAGUCGAACGUGAGAUCGAACCGUUGAAGUUAAACCAAGCCGCGGGACCAGAUGAUCAUCCUUCAGCCCUCUUCAAAUUCGGGGGACCUGCUCUUGUGGAUAAUUUACACGAGUUACUAGUCAAACUGUGGGAGCAGGGAACUGUCCCAACCGACUGGAGCCGCUCCGUCAUAGUUCCAUUUUUCAAGGGAGGCUCACGAUCUGAAUGCGGCAACCAUAGAGGAAUCAGUCUGAUCUCCAUCGCCUCCAAAUUGCUUGCCUCUGUCAUCCUUCACUGACUGACUGGCACUCCUGAAGGCCAGAUUCGUGAAGAGCAAGCCGGGUUUCGUCGAGGUCGUGGCUGCAUUGACCCCAUCUUCACUUUGCGUCAGUUAUUGGAGCACCGUCACAUAUAUUGGCAGCCCACCGUUGUCUUGUUCCUCCAUAUGAAAGGUUCAUUCGAUUCGGUGGAUAGACUUGC
Molecule: messenger RNA, 1018 nt
Organism: Dicrocoelium dendriticum
Lineage: Eukaryota; Metazoa; Platyhelminthes; Trematoda; Plagiorchiida; Dicrocoeliidae
Source: the annotation of a GenBank genome assembly